GAGAGCAAUAACAAGAGUCACAAAGGGGUGUUACAUGUGGGAUAUAUGCAUGUGAUGCCAAACAUUUGGCAGACAAGUGCACAUGCCCAAGCGUUAAAAACGUUAAUUACAAUCUCCACCAGCUGUAAUAUUUUAUAUUAGGAUCUGGACCACAUUUAUAGAUGGCAUAACUCAUAACUAGAGUCCAUCUAUUAAAUCGUAAAUCAGGUCAAGAAGAAAAAAGAUAGCACACCAUGAGUGGCUACUCCAAAAUGGAUUCAGCAGAUCAGAAACCCAACCCGGUCGAUCACCAGACACAGAAACCAGAUCCGGAACCUGCUGGGAUGAAACCUAGGCUUAGCAGGAACAGGUCGGUGGCUGCAUCAGAGCAUCCGAAUCACUCACCAAUGAAGCCUGCUGUGUCUAUGAUGAGAAGAUCUUCGUCUGUCAGCUCUGCCACCACGUGGCCUCUUCCUUUCAACGAAGGAGAUGAUAAAGAGAAGGUCCAUGAGAAGAAGAAGGGCAACAACAUCAAGAAAAAAGCAUUCGUUAAGGCUUGUAAGCGAUUCUUUGGGAUCUCUUAAAUGUUUUUCCUCUCUAGUCUCUAUCUACCAUAUUAUAUAGAUCUGAAUGUUUUUUUUUCCGUUAAAAGUCUUAUCGCUUUUUAUGAAACGUUUAAUACAAGAACAUGUUCCUUAUAUAACUGUUAUCGUCUGUUUUGAAUAUUCGAUCAGUGAUUUUGACUUA
This is a messenger RNA of Brassica napus (rape), 726 nucleotides long. RefSeq lists its product as uncharacterized. The record is from RefSeq and is a predicted model, not a curated record. The transcript has a single exon. NCBI's taxonomy places the organism in Eukaryota, Viridiplantae, Streptophyta, Magnoliopsida, Brassicales, Brassicaceae. Bases 234 to 563 code for a protein of 109 amino acids.